Ricinus communis (castor bean) is the source of this 2722-nucleotide messenger RNA. RefSeq names its product YTH domain-containing protein ECT4. Lineage: Eukaryota; Viridiplantae; Streptophyta; Magnoliopsida; Malpighiales; Euphorbiaceae. The record is from RefSeq and is a predicted model, not a curated record. Bases 298 to 2382 code for a protein of 694 amino acids. Gene Ontology annotation, cellular component: cytoplasm. The transcript is spliced from 8 exons. Gene Ontology annotation, biological process: mRNA destabilization. Gene Ontology annotation, molecular function: mRNA binding.
CAAAAAAGAACCGAAACGUUUCGUAUUGGAUGCGAAAUCCUUCUUUGCACCAAAACCGCCUUUUUCUCAUUCUCUCUCUAAAAAUGGCUGGGGUUAACCUAGGGUUUCUUAGUCGUGUCUUAAUUUGAAAUUUCUAAAUAAACAAAUGUUGAAAAGGAAAAUUUCUUAUUCUCUUCAUAAGUUUCUUAUUAUUAUUUAUUUGAAAGAAGUUUCUAGGUCAAGCAUGGCUUGAUUCAGCUUUUUUGUCUCUCUCUCUCUCUCUCUCUCCCUCUUUCUCUCUGUGGUGGCAGUUCUGGAAUGGACAUGCAUAAUAUUUCUGGACAUGGAAACACAGACAACUUUUUGAUUCAUGGUGCUGAGAAUCCUCUUUUGACGAGUCCACUUCUUGAACAAGUUGAAGCUAUGUAUAACGAAGGAGCCCCUGAAUUUUUUCUGGAUCAGGGCUUGUAUUACCCUACUGCCGCCAAUUUUGGAUACUACUGUACAGGAUUUGAAUCACCCAGCGAAUGGGAGGACCACCGUAGGAUUUUUGGUGUAGAUGGUCCUGAUAUCCAAUAUGCGGGUGCACAAACUGAAAGUUUACCUUACGUAUAUUAUACUCCUAGCUAUGGAUAUGCAGAAUCUCCUUAUAACCCAUAUAACCCUUACAUACCUGGUGCUAUGGUAGGGAUGGAUGGUUCAUAUGUAGGAGCACAACAGUAUUACCCCAUCACCCCUUAUCAGGACACUGUAUCUUCACCUGGUUAUUUCCCUGUUGUUGUUCAACCGGAUUUCAUCCCAAACAAUUUGACAGAGCCAUUGUUAGACACGGGUGUGGCUUUCACCAAUAGACCCGAUACAAGAGGUCUAAAGCAUGGUCUUGGUUCAUCUUCUGCGGCCUUUCCUAAGAGCCAAAUAAAACCCACUUCAAUUCAGACUAAAUCUUUGUCCAAGAUAUCAGAAGGCCAAAGAGCUAAUGUUGGAACUAGCAAACAAUCUUUGACACAUGGAAGUGUUUCUUCUGGCAGUUACCCAACUCCGGCUGCAUCACGCUUGCUUCAGGGUAGGGAUGCUUCUGGUUCAAAUCAACUGCUUCCUCAUUCUAACCAAUUAAAAGUUGCAGUCCCUGCCAAUAAUGGCUUUUCUGAUUUUGGAUCAAGUGCUCUUGGACAGACUACAGUAGAUAAGCUGCGACCUAAGAUUCAUGUUAGCAGAACUCUUCAUGAUGCAAAUGGAAGACCAGAUGCUUUAGGUGAGCAGAAUCGUGGACCUAGAACGAACAAAUCGAAGAAUCAACUGGCUGUUAAGGCUUUCACAAAUAAAGUGGGAGAUAGUAAUGCACAAGGAAAUAUCAUUAUAUAUACUGAUCAGUUUAACAAGGAUGAUUUCCCAGUUGACUAUGUUGAUGCAAAAUUUUUUGUGAUCAAGUCAUAUAGCGAGGACGAUGUGCACAAGAGCAUUAAAUAUAAUGUUUGGUCAUCUACUCCUCAUGGAAAUAAGAAGCUGCAGAGUGCCUAUGAGGAUGCACAAAAGAUAGCUGCAGGAAAACUUCGAGCCUGCCCUAUCUUUCUAUUCUUUUCUGUCAAUGCUAGUGGUCAGUUCUGUGGUGUUGCGGAGAUGAUUGGCUCAGUUGAUUUUCUUAACGACAUGGAUUUUUGGCAGCAAGAUAAAUGGAGUGGUAGCUUUCCUGUCAAGUGGCACAUUAUUAAAGAUGUUUCAAAUUCCAGCUUUAGACACAUUAUCUUAGAGAACAAUGAGAAUAAGCCCGUGACUAAUAGCAGAGACACUCAAGAGAUAUUGUAUAAGCAAGGUCUGGAGAUGCUGAAAAUAUUCAAAAAUCAUGUAUCUAAAACCUCAUUACUUGAUGACUUCAUGUAUUAUGAGAAUCGCCAGAGAAUUAUGCAGGAAGAAAAAGCUAGGUUUGCAUUUAAAAGAUUGGAAACUCCAUUCUUAGUACCUGUAUUAGAUCCUGCUCACAAGCUGAAUUCUGUUAUUGAGCUUCCUCCAAGUAAAACUGAGAACACUAUAGAGCAGAAUGGUUCCAACAGCAUGAAGAAUACUGAGGCAUCUGCAAUUGAGCAGGGUUCUUCAAAUUCUGAUGUUUCCAAUACAAUUGUUGAGCGCGGAAAUUCUGAGAUAGUCAACGCAGGUGAUGAUAUAGAAUCUGGUUUGAAGAUUGGCUUGCUCAGUAUUAACCCGAAGCAGGCUGAACAUAAACCUUCUUCUGCUACUAGUUCUGUUGCUACUGUUGACUCUGCUGAUAUUGUCACGGUAGGAUCAGUGCCUAUUCAAGUUAACGGAUUUGCUGAAUGUUCUGGGUUUCUAAGAGUUGGUAGUAUCCCGCUAGAUCCUAAGGCAUUACAGCAGGAAAAAGGUGAUCCUCUUUCUAAGAGUCGAUCUUAAAAUUAUAGAUAUGGAAGGUUUAUCAUUAACAGGAAUGUCAUUGUGUUUGAGCAUGUCCUACACUGUAGUUUUUGCAUGUUUGUAAAGUCAUGCUCAGUUUAUAGGCUAUAGGAGUUGGGAAAUUUGAAUGUUCACAAGUUAUUUAUAUUUUUCCCGGCCACCCCUUGACAGCUUCACAAGAUGCUAUUAUAUUGAUUUACUUUUACUGAUGCCAUGGAUGUAAUUUUUCUGGGGGGUGGGUUUUUUUUUUGCUCUUGCUGCAAAAAAGUGCGAAUACAAUGUAAUUUCUUUUUCUCCUUUCGUCACAUAUAUUCAACAUAAAAGAGAAGUUUCUUUUUCA